GAGUCGAUUGCAGUAUAUAGGUGCUAAACAACGAUCUCAUCUCGUCUGUAGUACCAUUCCUGAGGCUUGGGCUCCCUUGUAACAAAGAAGGCUCUAAUGAUACAGCUGGUGCAUCAGGAUAAAAAGGAGGCAUUGCGAGAUCGGCUUUCCUUCGAAUAGUUUUAUUUUCGAUGUAGCCAGUUAGACGAUAUUCCAUCACUCGCCCCAUAGAAGUUCCGAGAGCUAGUUCACCUGUUUCUUCUUUAGGUUUGCUCAUCGCUGUAAUUGAUUCUCUCUGUUGCAGAGGUGGCAAGCUGAAGCUGAUCGUAUUCUCGUUCUGUUUUUCAAAUGGUGUCAUGAUUUGCAUCCCGCCUCCAUUCUUACCACUAGCAACAAGCAAUCGAUUCGACGCACAACCUUCCAUAUCGGGAACAAAACAUACGUGUCUUGGCGUCCCCUUCAUACCCGAAAAUGGAUGUGGGAUUCCACCUCGUCCUAAAUAACGAAUAUCAUAAACGUAAAUGGUCGGAUCAGGAAAAGUAUACAGCGAGCUACAGAAUGGCAUUCCAUCAAUGCUGUUCUUAGGACACGCCCUUGAGCUAUACCCUGUCGUAGCAACAAGAUUCCCAUCUGGAGAAACGGCGAUACUCGAUACUCCCCCCAGGUGAGAACGAACAGUUGCUAAUUCCCGCAAAGAUCCGUCGAAUAACCGGAUAUUCCCAUCUGUACACMCUGCAACUACAGAUCCUUUAUCGUGACUUGUUGCCAUGCAGGUUACCCCUACUUGAGAGUUGCCGUUAGAUUUAUGAUUUGUGGCUUUGAAAGAACGCGAAACAACUACACGAAGCCCCUGCCAGAGAUCUAGACAAUGAAGAGACGGUUGGACCACUCGGCUGUUAUUCCUGUUCACAGCAGUUUUGGUAUUGUCUGUACCGAGUGCACCAGUCAUCUUCAUAGACAAACCUCCGACCGUAAUAUGCGUCGCUGCUACGUUCCCGUCGUCUGGUAUCGCUGAGGAACAAUGUGGAUGGAUCGUCCCACUAAUCAUACCAGACAAUUCGGAAUCGUGCACCUGUAAACCUCCGUGCGAAUGUAUGCGUACUGCUGACGGGGAUACCGAUGCUACGUAUCCACCUUCCAGUGGCAAUAGUUCCGUAAUUCCUAUAUGACCCCGGUUUUGGUUGUGCUCGUUGUGCUGAACAUGAUGGUUGUGGUAGGAGCGAAUUUCUGCGACCUCUCCUCCUCCGUAGGCGGGAAUAUAAGCAUGCGGUGGAGGAUAGAAGCUACUUUGCCCUCCUCGUUGCUGCACACCGCUGGUAGUACUCACUGCAACUUUAGAAAACCCAUAGAUUGAUUCAUAAAUAGCACGUAAAUGGGCCAGUGGAGCUUCUGGGUGACCAGCGACUGAACUAUACAAGAAGUAGUCUCUUGUUUGAGUAUUACUUGAAUAGUUAAGCAACAAGCUUGCACGAUGAUUUUUCACCUUGGUGUGCCUUGAGGAUGACAUGCUUUGAGUCGUUGACGUCAAGUACAUGCAAUCAUAAGUAGAAUCGUAGGCAAGCGCGCUGAUGGCAUGGUCAUAAACCUCUGGUGAGAACUCAGAAGCGUAAACGUAAUCCCCCCUUUUUUCAGCACACUGUUGGUUCCAUGCCCCCGACGUUGCCAUUCCGUACUCCUCAUUGUGCUGUUGCUGAUACGGCGUUGUCAUACCGUACUCGUCGCCGUAUUCUUCGCUGUGCUGUUGCUGAUAGGGAUUGUACAAUGCUUGCUGUUGCUGCGGCAUUGGAUAUUCGUUGUAGUAAUAUUCUCCACUACCAUCUUCACACUGUUGCUCACCGUAGCUAUAAGAUUCGCCAUACGAUCCUUCGAUCCCACUAUAAACCACCCCGUUUCCAGCAUCCGCAAUCGACGGGAAGCCGUUGUAGUUUGAAUUUCCGUUGUUUGUAUUCAUCUCUAUCAAGCAAUCCUGUCCACCGAACUUCGGCAGCAGAGAAUUGAAGUUCUGUUACAACAAUUCUACCACCGCUACAGCUUCACUACUCGAACGCCGUCUUGCGGCACAAGACCUGCAGAAAGAUAAUGUCUUCCAACUUCGCUCUUUACAGCUUCUGCGAAGUUUCCGCACCCAUAUAAACAGUUCACUACAAUGUUCAAAGAGCAAAGAGAGAAACCAACAGAUCAACUUGUUCCAAGUACCUCUAUGAAGUUGCGACUAUCCCUAGUUGUAUGCACAAAAAACAAAGAACACUUCAUCAUUACGAUCAUUACAGUAUUAUUUAUUUUUCAUCCAUUGUACGGCUAUUAACAGUACCGGUACAAACUUGUCAGAGUUGACUAGCUAGAAGUGUCGUACGGUACUGUAGUGUACAACAAUAUGAUGAUACAGUAACUCAAUCAGUAGUACCGUACAGUACCUUACCGUACCGUACUACAUUAAGUCCGCUUUACGUAACCUACGGUACUGCUGUAGUCCCACUCUUUUAUUCAUCUCAAGUUGAAGGUUUUGAAAACGUUAAAAAUAAAAUAGAACUAGAAAAAUUGGAUCUAACGCUUUCGUGGUUGAAAUUUUAGUAUUCUUUUCGAUUUUCGACUUGCAUGAUUUCAUGGCACGAAGGCAACGUAGCGUAGCACGCAGCGGUAAGUUACUCGUAGUCGUAUGAUGGAUACGUAGGUAUGUUAUAACUGUGGUGGAGCUCACAUCGACCUGCACAUUUGAGUGUACUGGUACCCAAAACAUUCCUAAUUUCACUUUCUGCAUAGAUUACUAGAGCAGCAAUAACAAGAAUGGGUCCAACAGCAGUAGCAAUGUGGCGCUCAGCACAUCACUCAGGUCUGCUGGUGUGUGACGUGCCAAAGCUACUAGUACAAUAUCUCCAAACACACCACCACCAGCACUACAUCCAAGUCAUUGACUUGUUGUUGCAAGAAAAUUCUCAUAACAGUGGAAAUGAGCUGCUGUCUUCCAGCUAGUAGUUACCACUUUCUUGGAAACCCUUGAGCUCAGUGGUUACACCACUUGUUCUUAGUAGUACUAGUAGUGCCCCAGACCAUUGGUUUCUCAGCACACUUCUUACUACUACUACCAGUAGCAUUGUUGAAUCCAACAGAAGAUUGACUACUAUCUGUAAGCUCUUCAGCACCAGCAGGGCAAAAACAGAUUGAGAUGCUUUGACUAAUUUUGGGGGAGUGAUUAUCUAAUAGUGAUGUAAAUUGAGUGCUAGUAGAAGAAAAGUGAGUCCAUGCUCUUAGUAUUGAGGAUUGACGAACUAUGAAAUCUAAAAUUGAUCAGAAUGAAGAUCAAGUGAUGUGUAAAUCAAAUAAGUCAAGUCAGUCACGUGAGUGAAUCAGACAAGCCAAGUCAAUUUUGUGUAUCCAUAGGACGAUCAAAUGAGUCAUGAAUGUAGAGUGUGUACUACUAGUAUGAAUAUAUGUAUGUGCCGUAUCUAUGUGUCAAAGAUAUGGAUCAUACUCAUGAUCUGAUAUCCUACUACGGAGUGGACACCAGCACCCUCCUGUGAUCUGUGAUGUGUGAAUUGAACAGAUCAUAGCAGAAAAGACAAGGAAGGAGGAUAUCAGUUGGGUGGAGUAGGAGCAAAGUGCCCAAAGAGGUGGAGUACAUGGUGGCGAUUGUGAAGUACCCAGCCCAGAGGUUUUCUCAGUGCAUCUGCAGGAUUUGUUGUGCUGUUGAUGAACUGCAUCUUGAUAUAUAGGUCUUGUUUCCAACCUUGUAUUGCAAAGUAAGGUAUAUCAAUGUGCCGUGAUUGUUCUGUAGGAACUCCUCAGUUUACAAUUUCUAUGGUGGAAUUGUUAUGUUUGCACAACAUUGUUGGUUGUUGUUGAGGAAAUCCUAGGUCCUCAGCAAGAAUAGACCUGAGGAAUAAAACAAUGUUUGCAGCAGAAACAUCAGCGUACUAGAAUUCUGCUUUGGUUGAGUUUUGUGCAGUUUGCAUUUGGGUUUUUGAUUUGUACUAUACAAUGGAAGUGUUUGCUAACAUGAUUGCAAAUCCAGUGGUAGAUUUUUGUGAGGAGAGAGCACACCUAAAAAAUUACCAUGGUGGUGAUAGUGAUUUUUAUUGGAAGGGUGUCAUAACCUGUGGGAGUGACUACUAUUGAACAGUGAUCAUGUAAAUCAAGUGCUAGUAGAAGAAAAGUGAGUCCAUGCUCUUAUUGAGGAUUGCCAAACUAUGAAAUCUAAAAUUGAUCAGAGUGAAUUCUUGUACUAGUACUACUAGUAGUAGUACUACCCCGUCACCAGUACUACUACUACUACUACUACUACUACUACUACUACUACUAGUAGUACUACUACUACCCUACUACUUCUUCUUAGUAUUGUAAAUGAUCUCCUGCUCUUCUUCCUCCUCCUCCUCCUUUCCCCCCCCCCUUUCAGCACAUAGUACCAUAACAAGAAAGAAGAGAAUUUCUUUAAAGGAAAAUUUUACCUCUUGGGUAAGACUCUAUGAAAUUCUCACCCUACUACUACUAGAAAAACCCUUCAUCUUCCUCUUCAUUUUCUCGCAGUACCGGUACUACCUUCUACAGAACAUACAACAAGUACUAACACAGACUGCUUUUUCAGUGGCGAGAUUCGAGGGGCUGCCCUCUUUUUGGCGCUAAAUUAGUCUUAUGGAAUAACGACCGGUGGGCCCAAAUCGUGAGCGAUUCUGUUGUUCGAGAUGAAGCAGAGCCCGUACCGUACGGUACUCGUACUCGUACGUUCGUAACAGUAGAACCUGAACGCGUAUUCGUACUCUUCAAGGUGGACGUUUCUGCAUCAUGUGGCUGAACUCGUGUAGCAAAAUUGAGACUACCGGUACGGGCAAGUGCACGAGUACUACUACCUCUCGCUCGAAGACGUGAAGGAGCCGGGCAGAACAAUCGCAGCCGAAACUGUUACCAAGCAUACCGCCCCUCUUCCCAUUCCAUCCCCAAACUAGUGGUUUCUAAAUCGAGCUCGGCUGCUCGAAAGAUGCCUCCUAGCAUCCCACCGCACGGUGCCUCGGCCGAUGGCGCGACAACUCGGCUUCCGCUUCUCCGAGAGACGAACGGAACUCAGCAGUCCAAGAAGUUUGCCAGGCGCUCUUCUUCGAGACGUUCCUCCAAAUCAGUGGCGCACAGCUUGUCCUCCACGGUACCAGAAAGAAGAGGCUCGGCGGGUUCGAGCUCUACGCCUCAGCGCAGCAACAGAAAGAAGAAGCUUCUUCGCAGCAACGAAUCGAAUCCUCGAAGGACGGCACCGUCUCAUGCUUCUCGUCGGAACACCAUGACGAACGAGGCCAGGGCCGGUGCCGUUAGUUCCCAGAGCGAGUCUUUGCUAGAAACGGUCGAAGCGGGAGACGGAACGACGGCGACAACGCACAUGCCAUCGUCGGUGGACUCGAUGGGUCUGGCUCCCUACGGUGGCAUGGGGGGUGUUUCUCCCUACGGUCUUCACGGCGGGGCAUCGAUGAUGAUGCCUCCCUCGCCCUACAUGGGCCUUGGAAUGGGAAUGGGUGGCACGGGGCUGCCGUAUCUGUCGGGUCUGAACCAGAUCGUGUACAACGUUCAGAACAUAGUUUUCUCGAUCAGCCAGGCGAUAUACAUGGUUGGAGCGAACCAGCAGGCCCUGCAGCAGGCAUGGGAAUCGCUGAACCAAAUGAUCGACCACGCGAUCAAGACCUUUCACGAGAUGAGAGCCUUGGAAUGCAUCGAGCGCGAACACGAGACCGAAGAAGAAAAACAGAAACGCAAGCGCCUGAAAGCCCUCCGGUAUGCCUUUGUGUUUGGAGGCGGGUGGCUGGUAUACAAAACGAUACGGAAUCUGCUCUUCCGAAAGCGCAGGCUUCGGCUGCAGCGGCAUCCGACUCAGCAGCAAUAUAGUCCCGCUGGGAGCAAUCACUAUGCGAAUGCUUCCAUGGCAUCUCCGAAUACAACUGCCCUGUUGAGCUACUUGCCACAGCCGAGUGCGGGAUAUCCCGGGAAUUACUCCCACGGUGGUAAUGGGUAUUAUUAAUUGCCAAAAUUAAAACCAGGAUCUAUCAUUAUUUUGUUGCAAAUGCAUUGUUAGUAAUGAUAGCUUUAUUUUAUUUUCUUGUAGAAUUUAUGAAAUUUAAGGCAACUCGUGUACGCCAACGAAACAAGUGUCCUUUUGUUGUAAAUAGCAUUUGAUUUGAUAAACACAGCAGAUUGGUACAGAAUGUCAAACAAAGAGAGGAAUGCACUUAAGCUGGUGGUUUCUACGCCUGUCCAAGAGAGGUAGCCACAGCUAGAAUGAUUCUGUACUUCGCUUUCGUUUGUGCAAACAAGAAGUGGUUGUCAUCAGUUGUACCCGUCCUUCUGCUAUGAGUUUUUUCUUCCCUCCGGUCAAAGAAGAUCGUCAGUGGGGUCCACGACAUGAAUCGCCGACGACUGCAACUUUCCACGAGAUGCAGCUGAUGAUCUCGUAGUCAUGGUGGGAGUUGGAGUUGGGGCGAAGUCAACGAUACCAUCGUUCUUACUCACUGCCAGGAAGCAUCUGAGCAGAGUGAUAUUAAUGUCCUCCGUUGAACUGUCGCCGCAAUUAUCCAGGAGACUGCUUCCUGAACUAGGAAUCUGGUCAAUUUUAGCGUUAGUCUUCAACGCGUGUUCCGAAAGCAGCUUUUCGAAUUCAGGGGUAAACGUAAUGUGCCUGCUGACCUUGCCUUCGACAUCGCGAAAUCUGGCGAUGUUUUUCUCUGCAAUGACAGUUUUCGAUCGUGCCCAUUCUUCACCGCAGAAGAAUUCAGGAGCCUUUCGCUUCCUGUGAUUUCUCUUAACACUGGCGGCGGGGCCAGAUCCGAUAGAACGAUCGGACAGGCGAGAAGAGUUUUUCGAACUUGCGUCGGCAGAAUUUUUUUCUAUUUCGAUUGAAGCGUCCUUCGUUUCCUUCUCCUUUCUCUUUCGAGAGGCAACCGCAGCUUCUUUCUCUUCUUUGGCUUUCAAGGAAUCCGAUACAUCGUAAGAAUCGUUCAAUGCUUUAACCUGAUUCGCCAGCUUUUUGCUGUACGGAUGGUCCACAACUCUGUAAAAAAGCAUGUAAGCUUCGGACCUCAAAACUUCUUCGGUGGAUACCAAUGAAAUGCGAGAAUCGUCCAUCUUCCACCACUCAUUUUUCGAAAUAUUUCGGACGUAGCUUUGAGAAAAUGACAAAGCGAUGAAGCAUAAAAAUAUCGUAAGCCAAUGUUUGAGGUGCCGAUAUUAUCAUCGAGCCGAAAAUGAAACAGAUACGUAAACUUACGCCAAAUAAUGUCCACUGUGUGAAUUCUUUCCGACGUGGACAACCACAGCGAAUAGGCGACAAAGCAUAUUUCCAUGUUUCUUUUGCAAUUCUUCAGUCAGAUAGGGUUUCAGAUCCAUCACUGCUUUGAAUUCCGACGGACCUUCGAUUUUCGCCGAUCCACUCUUCCCGCCGCUGAACCAAUCAACUCCGCUGCCACUUGAAGUUACACCUCCGGAGGAUGCUAUGAGUUGACUCACUUCGGACGUGCGUUGGCUUCGGCGUGUGGGAAGAUAGCCACUGCCACCGUUUCCAAGGAGACCGGCUCCACCGCCAGCGUUGGCCAUGGAUGGAUCCGAGGAUCCAUAACGAAAUCGCUUGAGAUGAAGCGUGAGAAUCGGAGGGAUCGAAGCCAGGCGCAUUUGUUUCGUUGCUUUGCCGACCUUGCCACACUUCUCGCACUUGUAUCCGGCGUCUAGAUCCUCCGCACACGCAAACCGUUGAAGAGCGUGCGAAACAUCCGCCAAGGAGGAUGUAGGAACAGGACUGGGAGCAUUUCUUCUUCCAACCGCGUUGAGAGAUGUUCCUGCCAAAGGUGUAACUUCUAACCCAAGGUCUUCGAUGGGGUCGAGGGUAGAACUGGUUGUGUGGCAAUACCCACAGGUCACCUUUGACUCCACCUUUCCACUAAAAAGCUGAAAAGGAUACUCUGUAUCGGGUGAUUCCUCCUGUUUCUUGACCAGAGAAUUUGCACUUUCUGAUUCUGCUUCGGAAGGAAGAGAUUCUGUAGGAGUAUCUUGUGGAUUCCCCUGGUCUAUUGUGGUGACCUUGCGCCUUCUGGCUUGCUUGCAUGAUUUUUGCAUCGCUUCGAUCAAGAGACGAAGAAACUCGUGCGAGUCUUCUUGCUGGCCGACACGGAAACUCGCGGGGGCCACAUGGUCGAUAAAACCAUGGACAAAGUUCGUGGGAGAUACGGCCUUGCUGUUCGAAGUCAUGUUGCUCCCGUGAGUGUUUCGGUGAACACGGUCCAUGUGGUGUUCCGUUUCGCAAAGGGCGCAAAACUUGGUUACGUUGGGAUCAUCAACGCUCUUGUCUUCGCUAUUUUCAUUGCUGGUCGGGCUAUUGGUACGAGCCGAGCGUCUCGUUGACUUUCUGGUUCCCGCACCCCCAGUCGAAGAAUAAGUGUACACACUUUUC
This is a messenger RNA of Pseudo-nitzschia multistriata, 8389 nucleotides long. Lineage: Eukaryota; Bacillariophyta; Bacillariophyceae; Bacillariales; Bacillariaceae. The record is from the annotation of a GenBank genome assembly.